Messenger RNA from Nannospalax galili (Upper Galilee mountains blind mole rat), 4408 nucleotides. It is a transcript of the gene Tmem64, whose product is annotated as transmembrane protein 64. The transcript has 3 exons. The record is from RefSeq and is a predicted model, not a curated record. NCBI's taxonomy places the organism in Eukaryota, Metazoa, Chordata, Mammalia, Rodentia, Spalacidae. The annotation marks the transcript as partial.
GCCUCGGGCGCCCUACUCGGCGCCUAUCUGGAGCGCCAGGGUCCGCCCGCGGUCUUGGACUUGCCGGCGCUGGCCGGGGCGUGGGCUGGCGGCCCCGGGAGCGGCGGCGGCGUGGUGGUCGGGGUGGCCGAGGUGAGAAGCUGGCGGUGCUGCUGCCUCGGCAGCACCUGUUGGUGCCGGAGCCUCGUGCUGGUGUGCGUGCUGGCCGCACUGUGCUUCGCUUCCCUGGCCCUGGUCCGCCGCUAUCUGCAGCACCUCCUUCUCUGGGUGGAGAGCCUCGACUCGCUGCUCGGGGUCCUGCUCUUCGUCGUGGGCUUCAUCGUGGUGUCGUUCCCCUGCGGCUGGGGCUACAUCGUGCUCAACGUGGCCGCCGGCUACCUGUACGGCUUCGUCCUGGGCAUGGGGCUCAUGGUGGUGGGCGUCCUCAUCGGCACCUUCAUCGCCCAUGUGGUCUGCAAGCGGCUGCUCACCGCCUGGGUGGCCGCCCGCAUCCAGAGCAGCGACAAGCUGAGUGCAGUUAUCCGCGUCGUGGAGGGGGGAAGCGGCCUGAAGGUGGUAGCGCUGGCCCGGCUGACUCCCAUACCGUUCGGGCUCCAGAAUGCAGUGUUUUCGAUUACUGACCUUUCAUUACCCAACUAUCUUAUGGCAUCUUCAGUUGGACUGCUUCCGACUCAGCUUCUGAAUUCUUACUUGGGUACCACCCUGCGGACAAUGGAUGAUGUCAUUGCAGAACAGAGUGUUAGCAGUUAUUUUGUUUUUUGUUUACAGAUUAUUAUAAGCAUCGGCCUCAUGUUUUAUGUAGUCCAUCGAGCUCAAGUGGAAUUGAAUGCAGCUAUCGUAGCUUGUGAGAUGGAACUGAAAACCUCUCUGGUUAAAGGCAAUCAACCAAAUACCAGUGGCUCUUCAUUCUACAACAAGAGGACCCUAACAUUCUCUGGAGGUGGAAUCAAUAUUGUAUGAUUCUUACGAAAUGUUUGGUGGUCAAGAGCCUAGUGUGCUGUUCGGGCCUAGCAGCCACUUCGGCAUUGGCUGCAUGCUGUUCGCGAUAUGGCACAGACAAAACUGACUAGUUUUUACAUUGCACAAUUUUCUAAAAGCAAGAAUCAUUUUCUGGAUCUGUAAAUGUAAAGUAGAUGCAGCUUUGGCUGCAACUUUUUAUCAUACCUGUUAUGGCCUGAAGGUCUGCACUUUAGUGUUUUUGAAUUGUUUUAUUGCUGGAACUUAUGAACAGGGAAGUAACCCAAAUAUUUUUUUCUGUUUAGUGUAUUUAUAAAGUUCACAAAUAGUUGUAUGCUUCCAUCUUUACUUUAAACAUGAGUAAACGUAUGCAGUUCUAAUGUGUCAUAUUAUUGGGUGUUCUUUGCUUAGGUAGCCUUUCCAGAAGGGGUAAACCAUGGUGUUUUUAUGCUUGUUUUAUUGUUUUAAGUGGGAGAACUUUGCUUCCCUUUUCCUUGCUUGUUAGAAAGUAGACUUAUUUCAGUUGAAUGUAUUUCCUCAAGCAUCUCAUCACUGGCAGGGCCAUUUUCACCUUUUGACACAAGCUUAAAUCCUACAUUGUGGGACUGAAGUGCUCUUAAGAUUCCUUUUUAUUUUCACUGUGUAAUAUGCAAAGCAAAGGGAAAUUAUUUAGUGAGUGGUGGCUCAGAAUUAAAACCCACAUUUUAAUUAAAUUAUAUUGGUUUUAUCCUUAUUAGACUUUUUAUCAAAGGGCUGCCCCAUUGCACUCUUACUAAAUCAUUUUUCCUUUUUAUAUUGAUAAUUAGGCUUUGAAAUAAAUUUAAUAUUCCUUUAAAAUGGUGGGCUUCCCAUCAUUGAUAUGAUGUCACUCAGGUGGCCUUGUUUAGUCAGUAUGCCUUGUUUAAAAAAAAAAAAAGCUUUAAAACCAUGUUUAUAGUUCCAUUAAAGUACUUAUAUAUCUGUCUCCGUAGUCUUCAGCUUUAAAACUAUAUAAUAUGCCCGUGUUGUGUUAUUUGCUCUACUAUUGAUAAGUUUGGUUGGGGGUUUGGGACUCCUUUUUCCCUGAUAAGACUCAGGAAUUCUGAAAUGUGAAAUUAAGUGUCUGGAUUCUUUCCCUCGUAGCAUGAACCAAGUGUAUUUAUUAACAGCACUUAGGACUAUAGAAUACAAUAAUUCAGCCUGUGAUUCAUAUGAUGUGUAUUCAUUAAUUAGUUUUAUUUUUAAAAUAAUUGUGAACUUAAUGAUUUGUUGUUUUUGUUACAAAUGAGAUUGUAGUAAUAUGUGCAAAUUUUCUGGUAACUUUUUUGCCAUGAAUAUGCCAACAUAGCAGAGACCUCUCUGUCACCUUUUCCUUACAGUAAAAUCUUUGUCCUGGUUUAUUGCUGAAGUACAAAGGAAUCCAUUGCAAGCAGGUUUUUCUAGCCUUAUGCUAGAGAAGAAUUUGGUCAUUUUAGUACAUAAGAUUUUUGCCCUAUUCAGAUUUCUUCCUCCCCUCCCCUCCCCAAUGCAUACAUUCUUUGGCCUUUAAGUAACAGUAGAAGAUGAAUGUAACUGUUCUGAGAGGCACCCAGUCUGCAGCAUGUGACUGACUUCCAAAUCUUUCUGUUACUGGUAGAAAAACAGUUUUAUAUCCUUUUUGAGUCUCAUUGCCUAUUUAGUUUUUUAAAAAUUACUUUAGCUUAACAAUCCCAAUGAAUAAUACAUUUGAUUUAUUCUUUUUGGUCUUGAUCAAACUUGACCACAUUUUUCUUAUUUCUCAUUUGUCAUUUUUUAAAGGAAUCAUGUAAGAUCUCUGUUUUCAUGCCUGUUUUACAGUUUGUGUGUUUUGAAGUACAUUUCUUUACUUAGCAUUUGUGACUUGAAUAACCACCAAAUGAAUACCUUUUGGUAGUCUGUAAUUAGUUUUUCCAGAUGUUAACACUUUGCUUGGUUCUUACACUAAAUAUAUAAAGGUAAAAGAAAUAAUUUUUCUGUAUUCUGCCAAUCAUAAUUUUAUAUAAUAAAUCAUCCAUUUUUUUAUAAUCGUAUGAAUUGACCAUUUCCACACACUGAUCUGACUGUGCUUUUCCUUGUCUUCAGUAGUUCCAGUCUCCCAGUAAAUAGCAGUCCAUUAUUGCCCUACUGUUCGAUGGGGGAAUCUGAUGCUUGAGUUUUAUUCAGUGUAAUCUGUGCAUAGCAUAGCCGUGCCCUAUUCUGUGUUUGGCCUCGCACCCUAGACUUAUGGCAGCAACAGUUUCCACGCAGCAUUUUCAUGUUGCCCAGAUACUGCCUAUAGUAAUAGAUGUUCAUGAGAUACCUACAGUCAUGCAGAAUCACAGAAAUGGAAUGUUUUGUUUUUUCAGACUAAGUGCAGUAUAAAGUUGGUUUAUACUCAUUUAAGGAGUAAUUUCCCUCUUUUUAAAACCAUGUAUAUAUUUACUGAGCUUUUAUGUCAUUUUUAUUUGAUCAUCUGAAUUGUGAACAACUUGAAAUCUGUGUGCUUUGUGAAAAUAUCACUAGGUAUCUGUCAUUAGAAUGAGCAUUUUGAGUUUAUAUUCAGAAAUGACUAGAUUUAUUCAUAGUCAGCCAUACUUACCCUUGAUGCACUGUAACCAGCUACACACUGUUGUACAGUGGUUUUCCCCAUAUGGUCAACUGUAUGACACUAAGACAGUUUCUUCCUUGGGAGGCUAUUAAGUUCAGUGUUCUUAUUUGCCCUCACUGUAAACAAACUAAGUGGCUGAGGUACAUUCAAUAUCCCCAGCAUCACUGUAUGUUAACCUGUGAUAGUGAUUUAGACUCUUCCUGGGGAAGUUGCUAUGACUUAAAUUCGUUACCUGUGAGACUCUCUUUACAAUUCUUAGACCACUUGACCAUGCUACCCAGAUUUUUACAAUUCUUAAAAGUUGCUAGGUGUGUGCAACAUUGUGCAGGUAAAUCUGUGCUGUGUGAUAAACCCAUGUUGUUCACAGCCAAAGAGCAUUUGAAGAGAAAAAGAGGUUUAUUAUGUACCUGGGGAACAAGUGUAAGGUUGAUGGCCUUGGUGGUGAGAUUUUUGUUUCAACUAAAGGCUUCUCCUAGUCUCUGAAUGAUACUCAGUAUAAUACUGUCUGGCUUCUAAAUUGGAUGUCUCUGGUUUCUGUUGUAAUAAGGUAUUUAGGUUAUUUUUUAAAGGUCAUUGCUUUAAGCUGAAAAGCCAUUAAAAAAAGGAGCCAUUAAAAAAGGGAGAAGAAUUACUUUCAUAGGAUUUUUAAAACUCAGGAGUUCAAAUAAACUCACAUUUUGAACAGACACCAUUGACUUUUCAUAACUGUAUCAUAACCUGGUACUUCAGAACUGCAAAGUGAUUGCUGGAAACUGUUCUCAGAGGUGGCUGAGGUUUACAGUAGAUAAUUCUGAGCAGUAGAAUGUCUUGAAAAUUGGUAUCCCAAACCACUUGUGUGCCUAAGAAAAUAAAAGAAAAUAUUUUAUU